Molecule: messenger RNA, 3527 nt
Organism: Solea solea (common sole)
Lineage: Eukaryota; Metazoa; Chordata; Actinopteri; Pleuronectiformes; Soleidae
Exons: 2
Coding region: 250-1764 (504 amino acids)
Source: RefSeq, a predicted model, not a curated record
AUUAUUUUCCAGGUGUUUAUUCUUGCUAACAGUUCACAACAUUAGCUUUGUAGCAUUUAGCUCCGCGUGAGUUUCAGUGACGUCGCCGACCAACGGUCCAAUCCGGCCGCUGGUGACGCUCCUGACGUUAAUUUCUACUUAUUUAUUUAUUUAUUUUCACCCUCUCCUCUCCGUCGCCCUCCAUUUUGGGAGUCAAAACACAGCCAGUGGACGGCGGCGCACACCUCCACGCGUCCCCGUGGCCUUACUAUGGUUCACACAUGUGUGGUGGCCGGCUGUAGGAACAGAAGAACCCCCGGCACCACGCUGUCCUUCUACCGUUUCCCCCGCGACCCCGUGAGGAAGCAGCGCUGGAUAGCUGCCGUGAACCGGGAGGGCUGGGUGCCCAACGACGGCAGUCGGCUGUGCAGCACUCACUUCAUCACAGGUAAACAGGUGAAGAAUCCACGUUCUCCAGAUUAUGUUCCUUCAGUGUUCACAGCAGCUCCCUUAUCCCCAGAGAUGAAGGAGCCAGCAGCCCCAGAGAUGCUGGAUAAGCAGGAAGCACGCGUGGAGGCGGCCAAUGCCUUGUUGUUCUUGCAGGGCCAGGGCCGAUCCUCCGCCAGAGAGCCGGUCCAGGUGGAGCAUCCCGAAGAGAGAGAGCAGGAGGCCAUUGCAGAGGAAAGUGCGUCGUCCUCCCUCAGCACUGAUGAAGAAGAUGAAGAUGAUGAAGAAUCUGUAAGUGACAGCAAGAAAGGCAGGUUUCCUCAGGCAUCAGGUAACUUUGAUGACCUCCUGAAAGUCCUGAAGAGGGAGAACCAGGCCCUCAGGGAAUCGGUGGAGAAGAUGUCUCUCUCUGAGAACUCCUUGAGGAACGAUGCGGAGAAAGUGAAGUUUUACACUGGUUUACCAAAUUUCUUUGUCUUCGAGACGGUCAUGUGGCUGCUGGCACCUCACAUGGACGUGACGAAGAACGUGAAGCUCUCCAAGUUCCAGCAGCUGCUGCUGACUCUGAUGCGAUUGCGUCUGGACCUUCGCAAUCAAGACCUGGCUUACCGCUUUGGAGUAAAAGUCAGCACCGUCACCAGAACAGUGCACCGCAUGGUCAACAUCAUGUCCUCCACUCUGGUGCCCACAGCUGUCUUCUGGCCCUCCAGAGCCGAGCUCCGGAAAAACCUGCCAGCGACUCUGCGCACCUCCCACCCUGACUGCGCUGUUAUCAUUGACUGUUUCACUGUGCCUUUUGAGGAGCCGGUUUCCUGGGGCAACCAGCAGCCGAGUGUGGUGCCAAGCUCUCAGGGCGUUGGGACAAGUUAUAACGUGUUGAAGUAUCUGAUCGGUGUGGCUCCACAAGGCGUUGUCACCUUCGUGUCCAGGGGCGUGCUGGGAAACGUCAGUGACAAGAGUCUCGCUGAAGGCUGCGGAUUUCUGUGCAAACUCCUCCCAGGCGACAUCGUGUUGGCGAGUUGCAAUCUAGACAUUGCAGAUUCUGUGGCUGCCCGUGGAGCCCAGUUUAAAAUCACUAGUAGCUACCAAGGGGAGACGUUUGGAGGUUCAGACGGCUCUUCGCUGCCAGAUUCUUCUUCUGAGACAUUAAGCGUGCAGAGGCACGUGGAGAGGGUGAUCUCCAUGGUGAAGCGGAGGUACACCAUGCUCACCGGCCCCGUCGAGACCCCGUUUACCACGGCCCCCGAGCGCACGUCAAACCUCUCCACCUUUGAUAAGAUCGUGCAAGUCGCCUGUGCCUUAAACAACCUGUGCAUCUCUGCUGCGCCGCUAGAGUGACUCGUACAGAAACACCUAGUGCCCCUAAACUGCUGGUCAGAUGCUCAAGAUCCCUUUACUGCUUUGGACCUGAGGCCCUGUUCUCCCACUGCUUCUCUGUGUGAACACCACACAACAACACUACCUUUGGUUACUAAUCCACAUUAGGGUGGACACUUUUCCCCAAAAAUCUAGUUUGAAUUAAUAUUAAUGUGACAUGCUAUUUCCCCCCCCUGCCACCUCACUCGGGUGGAGCCAACAGGUGAGUCUGCAGACUUGUUUGUUGCUUUGCUGUUCAGUUGGUGUUCGGUUCAGCGCGGUACGGUUUGGAACUGUAAAGCUCUGGGUCAGGCUUGCGUUUCGACUGACAGUGGUACCUUUACUUGGUAGGCAGGGUGUGGACUGAGACUGAUGACUGCGUCGGCAAGAUGCGUAGCAUACCGGUGCGACGUCAACAAAGGGCGACAUUGAACGUGACACAACGGACAACAAUGGAGGUCAUCCAGCAGCUCUUCUUUUCCUGCUUGGUAUGUGACUCUUUGUCAACAAGACGUCGAGGUGGUUUGUAUGAGCGUUGAAGAAGCACCGGUCGCAAGGGAGUGACGUUUUUCUGUCGCCCAAUUAGCUGGUACCCCAAGGGAAGGGUGCUACUUGGAAACACAGCUUAUGUUGUGGGACUAGAACUACAUCCACCUGUUGCUUUUCAGAUGCUUUGGUCUAACAGUUGUCCUUUCUGGAGGACCAUUUAGCUUUAGCAUUUUCACAACAAAACAACAUAACUGUCACUACCUGAUCUGGACCAGAAACCCAGUUUUGGUCUCCGCAUGUUAUCCCUAACCGCAACCUCAGAAACAACCUUCGCAACUGGAAGUAGUCGCACAUGUGUAGAACAAAUCAGUUUCUUUGAUAGCCACAAUAUUAUUAUAUAGUGUCUUAUUUUUCUAACAAAUAACCAAAUGACCCAGCAUCUCUGCUGGGUCAUUUGGUUAUUACCUCAGAUCAGAUAGACUAAUGCACUUCUGAGCUGUAUAUUUUGAAGUCAGAGAGGUUUUUAAUCAAACCUUCCCUUAAGUUAGAAGAGAUAUUUGAAUGUCAGGUUUAAAAAUGCCAGCCCUGAUUCCCUUUAAGUUUCACUUUGGGUGAUAGUGACUCACUCUCACAUGGAGCAGUUCAUACUCAGAAAUGGCUUCUCCCAAAAUCCAGGAACCACAUUGCUGAGAUGUGAUGUCAUGAAGUUAUGCAACUCGACUGACAAAAGAAUUGCAGACGUGCAAAGGGUGGUAUUUUUUUGUAGGACUGUGUGAGUCGUCGCGUGUGUACACAGAAAGUGCAGCGUUGUUGGUGUGGGACUAAUUCAGUCCAAAACAAAAGUCUGAACGUUUUCAUUCAAGUCAUUCCCAGCGAACACAACAGCAGCUGACUUCACUCGUUUUUUUUUUCUCCCUGUGUUGCAGAAAAAGUGGGUUUAUUGGUUAAAGCUGCUGUUUUUUUUGUUUUUUCUUUUGUUGCUUCCCAGCGUAGAAAUCCAGAGCGAGUCAAAACAAAGUGUGUGCAUGGUGUUUAAAACAGGUUAAGAUAAGAGGGGCAGCUCGCAGGGUAGUGCAGUUACACCUCUGAGAUAUGAGAUAGAACAAUAUCACGGUUAAUGAGGAUUCUGAUGAAAUACUGGGCGAUUACUCUCCAUAUUUUUGAAAUUUGUCAGCCUGAUGAUUGUGGAGAAAAUGAAACUGAGUGCUUAAAAGGAAUAUAUAUACAUAUAUACACACAUAUAUAUAUGUAUAUAU